GGCCGGCUAGAGGAAGAAGCGUUGCGGCGAAAGGAACGGCUGAAGGCCCUGCGGGAGAAAACCGGGCGCAAGGCACUUGAGUGUCUCUGGGAUUCCAGGUGGUGGCAGCAUGGCUGCUGAGUGGCCCUUGCUCGGGGCUGGGCAGGGACAUGGUGUUUGCAAAGGUUGCUCCCAAAGGCUGUUUCCGCAGUCCCCGCCUCUCUACCAGCUGGCCCAGGACAAGGAAGAUGGGGAGCCAAAGACCAAACAGCUCAGAGAAGGGGAGGAGGAGGGCGAGAAGCACAGGGAACUCCGGCUGCGGAACUACGUCCCCGAGGACGAGGACCUGAAGAGGAGGCGGGUGCCCCAGGCCAAGCCCGUGGCAGUGGAAGAGAAGGUGAGGGAGCAGCUGGAGGCCGCCAAGCCCGAGCCAGUCAUUGAGGAAGUGGACCUGGCCAACCUCGCACCCCGGAAGCCGGACUGGGACCUCAAGAGAGACGUAGCCAAGAAGCUGGAGAAGCUGGAAAAGCGGACCCAGAGGGCCAUCGCCGAGCUGAUCCGCGAGAGGCUGAAAGGCCAGGAGGACAGCCUGGCCUCUGCAGUGGACGCCACCAAUGAACAGGAGGCCUGCGACUCCGACUGAGGCCUGCCCCCUGGGAGGAAGGUGUUGGACAGGGUGGGGGCUGAGCUGGCCCUCACUUCCCGUUUGCCCUCAGAGCAGUGGCUCCCCACCCCAUCAGGGGGAGCCCGCCAUGGGGAGAGCCAGCUCCUUGCCUCCCGAGCAGCUCUGUGGCCUGCGCACGUAUGUGUACAUGUAUAUAUUGUGGACUUUUUUUUUCUAUAAAUAGAAAUAAGCAGACCCCUCUGUGUGGCAGAAAUCUAUCAAAUAUUUCCUGGGUCCUUGGGGUGCUUGAGUUUGGGUCCCAGACAGGGUGUGUAGAGGUGAUGCUUGAUUGAGAAAGCCCUGUGUGGGGCUGAGCAUAUGGGCUGACCUUCCGGGCUCAGUCCUUGGGCAGCGGUCAUCUCAGAACCCUGGAGGGACAGAGGUCUGAGAGUCUGGAGACCUGCGUGGGGCUAGGCUUGCAGUGUUUCGUGGGGCAGCCAGAGAGGCUCCCCCUGCUCUGUGGGCCCCUCGCAGUGGGGCAGAGGGAGGAGCCUGGGUCCGUGCAGGGGUCAGCUUGGACCCAUUGCCACCACGAUUGAAAUUGAGGUUCCAUGGAAAAGGAAGAAAGGAUGCUGGGAGGGCAGCCAGCAGGGCCUGCCACAGGCGGUAGGAAGAAAUGGUGAGCAAAGAUAGGUAGA
Messenger RNA from Myotis davidii, 1281 nucleotides. RefSeq names its product coiled-coil domain containing 12 (gene CCDC12). The record is from RefSeq and is a predicted model, not a curated record. The transcript has 8 exons. The coding region runs from base 110 to 622 and encodes 170 amino acids. NCBI's taxonomy places the organism in Eukaryota, Metazoa, Chordata, Mammalia, Chiroptera, Vespertilionidae. Gene Ontology annotation, cellular component: post-mRNA release spliceosomal complex; U2-type spliceosomal complex.